Molecule: messenger RNA, 2070 nt
Organism: Aspergillus puulaauensis
Lineage: Eukaryota; Fungi; Ascomycota; Eurotiomycetes; Eurotiales; Aspergillaceae
Exons: 1
Coding region: 1-2070 (689 amino acids)
Source: RefSeq, a predicted model, not a curated record
AUGUCCGGGCGUCUAUCUUCCGACCAUUCUCGCUCCUUCUCGCAGUCUUCUCGGUCUCGAUCGGGACCGUCUCACGACCCUGAUUCAAUGCCUCACCCAUCUACUCCUGGCCGGUCAUCGAACCCCAAUGUAUUUUCAGACGAGUACUCUUUGGAAAAUUUAGAUUCGGAACAAGCGACCCUCACGCCUCGAAGUUUGUCGAUUUCAUCUGUCGCCUCAUCUCACACGCUUCGAUCAUCGCUACCCCAUCACCAGAAGCCAUACAAUACAUCCCCAAACGACGAUGAACUACUAGAGAAUCCGUUUCGGGAUGAAGCCCGGGUUUCAUUUGAAGAUGAUACCGCUAAUCGAUUUAGUCUGCCCCAGAAAGGGUUUGACCUAUCGUAUCGCAACUCAGUCAAUUCGAAUUCAACAGCGCCCUCGACCGCGCAGCGCAGUCAAAGCACAUCGUCUCGCUUUUCGAUACCACCUCGUGCUCUUAGUCCUUACACCGGAGCCACUGGGCCCAGUCACCCGUACGCGAUGUACCCGCAGGUCGGCGUUAGUCGCUCACCGAGUGUAGCCACUACUUCGACCAUUCGUCCAGUGGAUGGUCCCCUGACUGAGUCAAACGGCCCGCAACAUCCUUACGCGAUGUAUUCCCAGAAUGUUGUGGUGGAGGAAGGCUUGGAAGACCCAGUCAUACCUCUGGGCUUUCCAGGACACCUCCAAGAAGCAUACCAAAGACCACCCAAUCGUGCUGCUGACGACGUGGGUGAUCUGAUUGGACCAGAUGGGUAUACUGAACAACUCCCACCUUAUUCUCGUUACCCUGAGGGGACCUCCCCGAAGCUAGAAGCGACGACUGUUGUGCUCCCGGAAGCCCCAGCCCUCGCGGAUCAAGCCAAUGGUAACAACGAGCGAGAUGCUGCUACGUCGGACGUAUCGUCAGGAACCCUGGUUGUCGGAAAUCAACCGACCGCACGCGGGAGUGGAGCCCCAGACGAGCCACCACCAACCGGUGUUAUGGCCUUUGAAGAAAAGUUAAAGAGGAGGGGCAAGAAAAGAGUAUGUUGCGGGCUGCCGGUUUGGACAUUAAUUUUAAUAUCUGUCGUCAUGAUCGUUGGAGGAAGCAUUGGAGGAGCUAUUGGCGGUAUAUUAGGCGCCAAAAAGGCUGCGGAAGAGGCGACCUCUUCCGCAACUCCAACUGUCAUUACCUCGACGGUCCCUCCUCGAACAGAUGCAACCCCACUAUCGACCCCUCCGCACGGCCUGCCAGAUCUCAGUGUAGGCACCUUUGCCAUUCCAGCCGCACCAAAAAAUCAGUCGAAGUUUUGUAUUGAAGAUCAGGAACAAACUCCGUCAUGGGGUUGCUAUAAUCAGAAGCCUAUCCCAAUCAAAAUUGGCGGUGAUGAAGAUGACAGGACAAUCGACUUUUACAGCGAUCCGUUACCCAAAACAUUGACGUAUGGUGCACAGGCACCGUUUUUCACAGAACCUUCAAUGCCGCUCAAACUAGUGAUGGAUACGACAGACCUCAGUCUUGGACCCGCUCUGUCUUUUUUCACGUUCUUUGACAAACUAGUGGUGGUCCCGGAAGAUACAUUUUCGUCGUCCGAUGUAUCGAAGCGGUCUGUUUCAGAAAAUGAUGUACUCGCCGGCAUACAUCGUAAACGCUCAAGUGACAUCGGAGACCGACCGUGGUUCUGCUGGUGGAAUGGCACAUCUAUGGAAUUUUUCCUUUACCUUAACCAGACAACCAGAGACUGGCGGUCUGAUCACGACUCGGCCACCAAAACUUCCUCAAAGGAUUCUCCGACACGGCGAUCAGAUGCUCCACUGCCAAAUUAUGAUCGCAGGAUUAAAAUUGACGAAAAGCGAGAUAACGCGGACGCCCAAUCCCCGUACUGCCAGCAAAUGCAAGUCAUGCGCGACGGCUCAAUUGAGUCGGUAUCCACCGAUACGAUUGGAAUCAGCGUGAAUGAACCGACGGCGACAACCACGGUCAAGGGCUCUGGAGGCGCAACUCAAACAUAUACGGCAAAGGUACAAUAUCAGAGUGUAUGUUAUUGUGCUUCAUUAACCGACUAG